UAGCUCUCCCAUUUCACAAGAUCGUCAAGACCGCGUGGUAGAAAAUACAGCCUCACCUGACAUGGCAUCCCAAGCCGUCGAGACCCAUCGUGCCGGCGCGGAGGUAUUCCGCGGCGACGGCGCCAUCUGCAAGAAGAAGUGCGUGGAGGUGCUGGAGGAGCUGGGCCUCCCGACGGGCCUGCUGCCCCUGGAGGACAUGGAGGAGUUUGGGUACAACCGCGCGGCUGGCUUCAUGUGGCUGGUGCAGAGGAAGAAGACGGAGCACACGUUCAAGAAGGUGAAGCAGACCGUGUCGUACGCCGGCGAGGUGACGGCCUUCGUCGAGCCGGGGAAGCUGAGGAAGAUCGCCGGCGUGAAGACCAAGGAGCUGUUCCUGUGGCUCAGCGUGGUGGAGGUGUAUGUUGAGAGUGUGACGGCCCCUGGUAAGGUCACCUUCAAGACCGACACUGGUCUCUCCGACACCUUUGAUGCAGCUGCUUUUGCCCUUGGAGAAUGAGUAACUGUGUUGUGAUA
Molecule: messenger RNA, 513 nt
Organism: Triticum dicoccoides
Lineage: Eukaryota; Viridiplantae; Streptophyta; Magnoliopsida; Poales; Poaceae
Exons: 1
Coding region: 62-496 (144 amino acids)
Source: RefSeq, a predicted model, not a curated record